Penicillium canariense is the source of this 2868-nucleotide messenger RNA. RefSeq names its product MutS family protein MSH5. Lineage: Eukaryota; Fungi; Ascomycota; Eurotiomycetes; Eurotiales; Aspergillaceae. Gene Ontology annotation, biological process: chiasma assembly; mismatch repair. Gene Ontology annotation, molecular function: ATP-dependent DNA damage sensor activity; ATP binding; mismatched DNA binding. The transcript has 16 exons. Gene Ontology annotation, cellular component: nucleus. Bases 1 to 2868 code for a protein of 955 amino acids. The record is from RefSeq and is a predicted model, not a curated record.
AUGCAUUCCUCCCAGAAAAAAGCACGUUCCCCGGUCGUCUCGCGUCGAUACCCUGUUACCCCAGGCACUUCAGGUUCAAAGGCUUGCAAUGCAUCUCGGGUGUUGAAUCACGCACCCGCCAUUCCAAGAAGCUCGGUUCCACCGCCAACAUCAUCGGUAACUAGACAAUUGCAAGCGCCUUAUCCAAGCACAGAUACCCCACAACUGGCCGAUGAAAGUGAGACUAUCGACAGUGACUUGGGCCAUGUCAUCGCUGCCAUUGACAUGAAAGAUUACGGGACAGUGGGGUGCGCCUACUACUCUACAGAAGAGGAGAAAAUGUACUUGCUUGGAGAUAGCCGUUCGGGAGGAAUGGAAAUGGUCGAUGCUUUGAUUCUUCAAAUCAAACCUACGGUGAUAUUGAUACCCUCUCGAGUCAAUAUUUCAAGUCUGCGGGGCCGCGAGCAGAGUCUGGCACGAGAUAACGAUUUCUCCUCUUAUCUCGCUUACCAGGUAGACGUUCGUCCUACGCAGGAGUUCGGCUUCUCCAACGCGCGAAACAGUUUAGUUGCCCUAGACAUGUCAUCAUCUCACGAAGACCGCAUCCGCUUUUUCGUACCCAACAGUGGUCUUGCUGGUCCCGAAGAAAUCAACCCUGAAAAUAUGGGCUUUACGCUCCAUGAGGGCAGACUUCUGCACAUGUCCAGCUCUAUCGACAUGGAAAACCCGGUGACAGUUGGCUGUGCGGGUGCUGUUCUCUCACAUUUGCAGAAGCGCCGAGCUACAGGAGCAAGAAUAGGGCCAAUGGACGAUUGCCCAUUUAAAGUGAGGUACUUAGAGAUGUGCAGUCUUCGGGAUACGAUGUGGAUCAGUAGCAAUACCCUCUUGUCGCUUCAGAUUAUACAACCUGAGUCUCAUCCUAACAUGUUCAACCAAGGGCCCGGCACAAAAUCGGCUUCGGGCAAAGAGGGUCUCUCGGUAUAUGGUCUGUUCCACCGCUUUGCAUACACCCCUCAGGGUAAAGCAAAACUCAAGCAAAUCUUCUUUCGCCCGAGCCUGAGCCUCGUCUCCAUCCGACAACGACAUGAUUUUAUCAGUGUUUUCUCGCGACCCGACAACUCAGCCGUGUUAGAAAAGAUUGCGAAGGGUAUGAAGCAUAUCAAGAACCUUCGACCGGUGAUGAUCAAUCUGCGAAAGGGCGUCAGUACGGGAAGCGCAAAGAUUACUGGGUUCAAAGCUACCGUGUGGGCAAGCCUGUUGGCUUUCGCAUUUUACUCGAUCGAUAUCCAUGAUGGCCUCCGAGAGGUCUCGGGUGCCGAUGUCUUGCCCUUGCGGACAAAGGCUCUACAAUUAUUUGAGGCAGCGCAGCUCUACCGAGUAGGGCGAAUGAUCCAGGAGACAGUUGACGUCGACAAUUCCGAGGAGCAAGGCAGAACCGUGGUCAAACAGGGUCUUGAUCGUGAUCUUGAUCGAAUGAAGGAUCGAUACGACGGACUGAACAGCCUCCUCAAACACGUAGCCAUUGAUAUUGCCACAACAAUCCCAGAAGAGCUGGACAUUGAUGUGAACGUGAUCUAUUUUCCUCAGCUCGGGUUCAACAUCGCUAUUCCCCUCAACGACAGAGAGCAGCCGGCCUAUUCUGGCUCUGGCGAGGACUGGGAUCUGGUGUUCAUCACGGAGACGCGAGCAUACUUCAAAGACUUCCGUAUGAGGGAGCUGGACGACAGACUCGGGGACAUCUAUGGACUUAUCUGUGGUAUGCAUCUCGUCCUGCUGGGGAAUCUUAGAGCAUAUUCCGAUGACAUGCUGUAUACAGAAAAAGAGAUUGAGAUCGUUUACGACUUGGCUCAGAGAGUUCUCCAGUAUGAGAACGUACUGGUGGAGGCUUCUGAUGUUUGCGGAGAGCUUGACAGUCUCCUUGCCCUUACACAGGCAGCUAGCUUUUACAAGCUGAGCCGACCCCGAAUGGUAUCAGAAAAUGUUAUCAAAAUUAAAGGAGGCCGUCACAUACUACAAGAGCUGACGGUCUCUUCAUACGUUCCAAACAAUGCUCUGCUUGUGGGUGGAUACAACACCUCUGGUAGAAGUCCCAUUUCAUCACAGGCGAGCCCGGCUCCCAGUAUGUUGGUAUUGACUGGCCCAAACUACUCUGGCAAGAGUGUCUACAUGAAGCAGACUGCCCUUAUUGUUUAUCUAGCACAAAUUGGAAGCUUCAUUCCUGCAGAAAGUGCAGAACUGGGCAUCACAGACAAGAUUUUGACCAAGAUCAACGCCCAGGAGAGUGUGUCAAAGAUCCAAAGUACCUUCAUGAGUGACUUACAGCAGAUCUCUCUCUGCUUAAAUCAAGUUACUGGCCAAAGCUUAGUUCUCAUCGAUGAGUUUGGAAAAGGAACAAAUGAGAGUGAUGGCAUUGGACUCGCAUGCGGGAUCCUGGAGCAUUUGUUGAGUCUUGAAGAUGCACCGAAGGUCAUCGCAGCCACGCAUUUUCACGAGAUCUUUGAAAAUGGUUUUCUCCCACCACGAGCCAGGCUCCAGUUGGGACACAUGGAAGUGAAAGUCUGCGAGGAAUCACAACAGGUGGAAGAUCAAGUCACAUAUCUCUACAACUUUCGCCUUGGUCGGAGCAAUAAGAGCUACGGCACUAUUUGCGCCGCAAUCAACGGCAUUGACGCGGCUAUUGUUGCCCGCGCGAACGAGAUUGCCUUGCUGGCAGCCCGAGGAGUGAACCUCACUGCUGCGUGUGCAGUCUUAUCUCCUGAAGAGACGCAGAUACUGCAGGAAGCGAACCAAUUAGCGAGGAACUUUCUAAAAGUUGACCUCUCGAAGGAUGGGGCGCCAGGGCAGAAUGCGAAAGCAAUACUCGAAGAAUUAUUCACUACACCAGCGUGA